AUGGUUGUGAAGAUGAUGAAGUGGAGGCCAUGGCCUUCCAUUUCAUCCAAGAAAGUUGAGGCCAAGAUCACCAUUCAUCAAAUUAAGGACCUAAUCAUAGCAUCACAACUCAAAGAUUCUGCAAGAUUUGUGGUUGAGAUCAAGUGGAAAGGGUCAAAGGCCAAUGCUUUCAGGACUUUUAGAAGAAGUGUGAGGAGGAAUUUCACAAAGGAGGAAACUUUAGAAGAAGAUGGAGUUGUUGAAUGGAAUGAAAAGUUUCAGAAUGUGUGCAAUUUGUUAGCUUACAAGGAGGGUUUGUUUCAUCCUUGGGAAGUUUCAUUUACUGUUUUUAAUGGCUCGAAGCGUGGAACAAAUGGCAGGAUCCCUAUUAUUGCGACUGGAAUGUUGAACCUUGCAGACUUUACGUCUCAUGUAGAAAACCAGGACAGAGAAGUCACGAUUCCCAUGGAUAUGCCUGGUGCCAGCUUUGAUAAUAGGCCUUUACUUUAUCUGACCAUCAUCCUUCUAGAAUUGAGGAAUGCCGAGGAACCUUCAGGAAUGAUAAUGAGACCAGUUGUUUCUUUUCCUCUUUCGCCCUGUUAUGGAGAAAUCUCCCCAACAGAGAAAGAAGAGAAUUCCAUUCUCAAAGCCAGUCUGAAAAGAGUGAAUAUUUUUAUGGGUUUAUCUAGCCGAAGGGCUAAAAAGACAGGUAACGAAGAGGAGGGCAGUGAUGGAAGGAGCUCGGUCAGAAGCGAGGAAAUUUACCCACUUGAUACGGAAUCACUUGAUGACUCGGAAGAAGGGGACUCAGACGAAGGGAAGGAAGAUUCCGGUGGUCAGAAGUCGUUCAGUUAUGGAACUUUGGCCUAUGCAAAUCAUGCUGGGACGGCAAGUUACUCAAACACGAGCAGUAGUGAAGACGAGGGCUGGAUCUACUAUAGCUAUAGCAAGUCAGAUGUAGGGAAAAUGUUUGAUCAGUCCAUCCAGCCAACUUCAAAACGUAGAAUCCUUCCCUGGAGGACAAGGAAACUAAGCUUCAGAUCUCCUAAAGUUAAAGGAGAGCCCUUGCUGAAAAAAUAUUAUGGGGAGGAAGGUGGGGAUGAUAUUGAUUUUGAUCGCCGGCUACUUAGUUCGUCAGAUGAAUCCACUUUCGGGAAAACCGAAGAAGGUUAUGCUGCAAAUAUGCUAUCUGCCUCUGCAUUUGGAGAUGACAAUUUUGCUGUGGGUAACUGGGAGCAGAAAGAGAUAAUCAGUCGCGAUGGACAUAUGAAGUUACAAACACAAGUUUUCUUUGCUUCGAUUGUAGUUUCCUCACUUUCUCGUCGUCCUGAAAGUGCAUGUACAACCCUGGUAGCCGUGAUUGCUGAUUGGUUACAAUCAAACUCUGAUGAAAUGCCGAUCAAAUCCCAACUCGACAGCCUGAUCCGUGAAGGUUCACUAGAGUGGAGGAAUCUCUGUGAAAACGAGACCUAUAGGGAAAGGUUCCCAGACAAGCAUUUUGACCUGGAUACAGUUCUCCAGUCUAAAGUUCGUCCAAUUUCUGUUGCACCGGAGAAGUCUUUCAUUGGCUUCUUCCAUCCAGAAGGACUAGAAAAUGGAGAUUGUGAUUUCCUCCAUGGCGCGAUGUCAUUUGACAACAUUUGGGAUGAGAUUUGUCAAACUGACAUGCAUUGCUCUCUGACUGGUGACCCAUUAGUUUACAUUAUUAGCUGGAACGACCACUUUUUCAUCUUAAAGGUCGAACAAGAUUCAUACUACAUCAUCGACACAUUGGGUGAGAGGCUUUAUGAGGGCUGCAAUCAAGCAUUCAUCUUGAAAUUCGAUCGAGAUACAACCAUCCAUCAACGUAUCGAGCCUAAAAAAUCAGACAGUGAACAUAUAACCGAUGAGAAAAAGGAAGUGCAGGAGGGCAGUUGCGAAGGACAAAUUACUAUCAGCAGCAGUAAUGUGCAAGGAAAUAGUGAAGAAGAACAGAAGAUAGUCUGCACCGGAAAAGAGUCGUGCAAAGAGUACAUUAAGAGCUUUUUGGCUGCAAUCCCUUUGAGGGAAUUGCAAGUUGAUCUGAAAAAGGGAUUGAUGGCAUCAACACCUCUUCAUCAUCGGUUACAAAUUGAGUUCCAUUACACAAGGCACUUACAACCCGUGAUAGAGUCUUCCAUAGUCGAAGCAAUUGCUGAUAUACCGGAGAUACAACCCUUGGAAGUACCCGAAGAAUUAUAG
Messenger RNA from Fraxinus pennsylvanica, 2199 nucleotides. The record is from the annotation of a GenBank genome assembly. NCBI's taxonomy places the organism in Eukaryota, Viridiplantae, Streptophyta, Magnoliopsida, Lamiales, Oleaceae.